This is a messenger RNA of Acipenser ruthenus (sterlet), 5123 nucleotides long. RefSeq names its product gamma-aminobutyric acid type A receptor subunit rho2a (gene gabrr2a). Gene Ontology annotation, cellular component: neuron projection; synapse; membrane. Gene Ontology annotation, molecular function: extracellular ligand-gated monoatomic ion channel activity; neurotransmitter receptor activity; GABA-A receptor activity. The transcript is spliced from 9 exons. Lineage: Eukaryota; Metazoa; Chordata; Actinopteri; Acipenseriformes; Acipenseridae. The record is from RefSeq and is a predicted model, not a curated record. The coding region runs from base 160 to 1557 and encodes 465 amino acids. Gene Ontology annotation, biological process: monoatomic ion transmembrane transport; chemical synaptic transmission; nervous system process.
AAAUUUAAUCAACCGGCAGAGAGCUUUCCCUUAACAAUGAUUUCUGCAGCGCUCACAUAGCUUGGAGUAACAGAUGGUUCAAUGUUCAAACCACUGCGGCCCUGGACUAAAGGGGAGUAUUUCUAGACUAGUUUCUGGACAUUUAAGACUGCAAUCAUAAUGCCUUAUUUUUCCAAACUGCUUUUUUUACUUUUUUGCCUGAGUAUUAUUGCUGAGAGCCGAGAGCAAAUGACUAGGAGAUGGACAGGUCCCAUGGAAACACAAAAGCAUGGCAUUCCUUUAUCAAAGAAGACCCAUGAUGGAACAAAAAUGACAAAAAUUAAGACUGAACAGCUUCUCAGAGUGGACGACUUUGAUUUUAGUAUGAGACCAGCGUUUGCAGGUCCUGCCAUUCCUGUUGGGGUCGAUGUUCAGGUUGAAAGUUUGGACAGUAUUUCAGAAGUAGAUAUGGACUUCACCAUGACACUUUACCUGAGACAUUACUGGAAAGAUGAGCGUCUUUCCUUUCCCAGCACCAGCAACAAAAGCAUGACUUUUGACGGCAGACUUGUCAAGAAGAUCUGGGUCCCAGACGUGUUUUUUGUCCACUCCAAGAGGUCCUUUAUCCACGACACCACCACGGACAACAUCAUGCUGCGAGUCUUUCCUGAUGGACACGUGCUGUACAGCCUGAGGGUCACCGUAACAGCUAUGUGUAACAUGGACUUCAGUCGCUUCCCCCUUGACACUCAAACCUGCUCGUUGGAGCUGGAAAGUUAUGCCUACACAGAUGAAGAUCUCAUGCUUUACUGGAAGAAUGGAGAAGAGUCUUUAAAAAUAGAUGAAAGAAUAUCCUUGUCUCAGUUUCUUAUACAGAAGUUUCAUACUACCUCCAGACUAGCAUUCUACAGCAGUACAGGUUGGUACAACCGUCUGUACAUCACCUUCACGCUCCGUCGGCACAUCUUCUUCUUCCUGCUCCAGACCUAUUUCCCAGCCACUCUGAUGGUCAUGCUCUCCUGGGUGUCCUUCUGGAUCGACCGCAGGGCUGUGCCAGCUCGAGUGUCACUCGGUAUCACCACAGUGCUGACCAUGUCCACCAUCAUCACUGGAGUCAAUGCGUCGAUGCCCAGGGUCUCCUACAUCAAGGCUGUGGACAUCUACCUGUGGGUCAGUUUUGUGUUUGUGUUCCUGUCUGUGCUGGAGUACGCUGCAGUGAACUACCUGACUACAGUGGAGGAGCGCAAAGAGAGGAAGCACAGAGAGAAGCAACUACCUUGUACCUGUGGAAUGUCCCACGCCAGGACGAUGAUGCUGGACGGGACCUACAGUGAGUCUGAUGCCAACAGCCUGGCCGGCUACACCCGGACACAAGUGGUUUCAGACGAGCAGGAGAAGAUGGUGGUCCAUCUGUCCAUGAGCAGCGACUCCACGGCAACCAAAAAGAAGGGCAUCUUUAAAGGUUACCGGGGAUUCCGGAUUAUAAAGAACACGCAUGCCAUUGACAAGUACUCCAGGAUGAUAUUCCCAGGAGCUUACAUAUUUUUUAACUUGAUAUACUGGUCCAGUUAUUGCUGACCUCCCAUGACAGUGACCUGCAGAACAUUUCUCUUGGUAUUGGUACCAGUUCCAUCUUGGAGGAAAGUGGACCCACAGAAAGACUAUUUAUGAGCUGCUAAAGGAACUGCCAUCUGCAUCAUUCCAGUUACCAAUCAACAUACACAGUGUUUUAAUGAUGGAUCUACCUCUGCUACAAACAGGGGUAAUGUUUUAAUAGCACUACAGGAGAAGGAAGAAGCAAAUCACUACAAUUUUAACAGAUCUCUAUGUGGACUCCAGGGAAAAAAAUCGACAUUUUCUGUAUGCUGCCUUCAUCAGUUUAAUUAAUUCCAAAUUAUUUCACCAAAAAAAAAAACUUUGGGGGGAUUUUAAAUACAUGGCAGCAUGUAAACACGUACAUCAAGGUGUACAAUCUGUAUAUUCCAUUUGUGACAGUUGUAAUUUAUGAGUUACAUGGGUGAGAGUGGCCAAUGAUCCUUUUGACUGAAACUGGCUGGGGGUUCACAUAGGCUCCCCGAAGCUCUGGGGUUGUACAUGCUCUCAGAUGCAUUCUGCGCCAUUUUGGACCACUUUUUGAGAAGCAAAUUUGAACUUGACUUAGUAGAAAUUACUUCACUUACAACUUGUCAUUUUACCAGGUGGAUCAACGUGAUAAAUCACACGAGGCUAGUUAACAAACAUAGUUUUUGAAGUGUUACUGAUCAAACCUUUUACAUGUAUGCUCAAUUCACAAAAUAUUAAUUUUAUAAAACCUCAGCUGCAAAAAUCACAUACAAUCUCUGCUUAACUCAAUCAUGUGUCAUAAAUACAGUUCUGAUACAAAUUUGAAGGACUUGUUAAAGGACCAUUUUCAAAGACAUUUUCAAUGUUGAUAACUAAUAACCAACUCUAAAAUAAAUAUUUUGCAUUAACAGUUUAUUUAAAGGUAUAAUAACAAAAAUCUAAAUUAUACUCACUUUGAGUAAGAUAAGCUCUUGACCAGUAAACCCUCUUAUUCAGUAACACUGAGUCAGUUUUGGUUCCUAUAGGUGAGUGUUUCAUUCUAAAAGCAGUUCAACAAUUCAGUGAUUUAAUCAAUGUCAAAAUCAAUAUAAUUGUGUGUCACAAUCCUAGGCACCUAACUUUGUUAAAAAGUAGGGGGGUAAACUGAAGGACUAACUGCCGAGCGUAGAGAGGCAAAUGUACUUUUUUUUUUUUUUUUUUUUUUUUUACAAUUAAACUCAAAGAAACCAAGCAAACCUUGCUGUUGUGAAGUUAAAGUUUUAGUCAAGCCUACAAAAUUGGACAGGUUUUUCAGCAUAAAAUGUUCAAUAUGUACUUACUGGGCAUGCAUAAUUACAGAUACAUGCAAGUAACACCAAAUGGCACCACCAGUACCAAUGGCAUCUCUGCACAGUGCUGCACCUAGAAUUCACACAUGUAGUUCACUAAAGGAAAGUGUUAAACAAACAAAGACAAGCAAGUACUGUUGUUUUGAAGGUAAUUACUCCCCAAGUAAGGCAGUUCAAAAUACUUGCCCUGUCCGGUUUACUAUAUUAAAAAAAGACUUAAUUCUGAAGCAAAUGCAAAUACUUUUUUUUUUUUUUUGCUGAAUAAAACAAUGAAGGACCAGUCAAGAGUUGUUUGUUGUUUUAUACCAUUAAAAUGGUAUUAUUGCUCUAAGAAACUGUGUCUUUGUCUUUGUGCUUGCGUCUAAAUAUGGUCAAUUGAGUGAGAGGGCAAAGUUCAAACAAUAAUGUAACUGCUGCUACUGCAACCUAGUCAUAUUUAUAUUUUUUACUUUAAAUAUUCUUUACACUUCGAAUCGUGUGCAUUAUUUUAUAGCUUUAUCAAGGACUGAUAGUGAGCAGAACGACGGGGAGAGUAUAAGCACACAUUUUAAUUACCUUACGAUUUCAGGUAUGUGCCUUUUAACACGCUACUGUCGUUUGUAAUACACAAAUAAGCUUACCUGACUUGGAAAGCGUUAAACGGUGCUAGCAAAUUCCUACUUGGUUUGAUUGAAUGAGUCAUCACUGACACAACAAGCUUCAAUAUAUGAACGCUGAAAAUGUAUUCCAAUAAACAACAACGGCACGUUUUAAUGAAAAAUAAAUAAAUUCUAGCCUACUUCACUAAAGUAAAAACGGACUUUUGUUAUUUUGAAAUACCACUGCUUCAGAAUAUUACCAGUGCUUAAUAAAAGUAACAACAUUUUAUUUAGAGUUGUUGUUAAACUUAAACCUGUUCAUGAUCCCACAGCAACCCAAACCUACUAACUUCCUUAUUUUAUAAAAAUACACAAAUAACCGUCUGAAUAUAAUUUAAUUAAUAGAGAAUAAAAACAAACUAAACUAACAACUUCCUAGCCUAUAUUUAUUUUUUGUAGUUUUCAAACUGCCCAGAAUCUUUGGUUUCACACCGCUGCUAACGUUACCUGUUGUAAAUAGUGCAGAGCAGACUAUGGCCCCUAUUCGUCAGUGUCGGUUCCAAAAAUCGUUCUUAUAAAUGGAUUUAGAAUGGUUUAAGGAAACUCCUCAGGCUAAAUGUAACGGUACCCUUCACUUUGACCUCUGGUCUAAUAUGGUGGCCAUAUUCCUUGUAAUUGCUUUUUUAAGAAUGCUUGCAGCAUUAUGUAAUGAGCAAAGCACUGCCAUUGCUAGGUUUGUAUUACUGCAUUUACUUUCCGAUGCGUAAUACAUUUUAUGAAAGUUCUGUGAGGUGACUGUAGAUAAUCCCUGUAAUGUAGAUAAUCCUUGUAGCGUCCGGAGCCUCAGCGAGGGUUGAGGAUAGUCAGUGCCAUCAUUGCAGAGCUUUGUUAAACAAACAGCACAUCUGUGUCACCCCUGUGGUUCACUCAUUGCUUAUUUUUGCAUUAUUGAUUUAGAACCAUUACUUUUGGAUCCCAGAAACCUUGUUAUGAUACACAGAGUGAGACCAAUUAAAAAGAGCACUGUUUUAAAGAAAUAAAUGUUAAGACCCUUGUUUUUUUUGGCACCCUCUUUAUUUGCAUUUUUUUCAUCAAGCUCGCUAUAGUUUAGGAGAGAAAAGUGCUUGGGACUGCUUCACCCUCCCCUGCUACAGCACACAUGCAGUGCAGUAGCCUAGAAAACUGAUCAAAUACAAACUGACCACAGUGACCUUGAUAGAUCUGCAGUCAAAUGCUACCUACCGAGCUAUGUAAUUAAAAAUGAUCCAGUGGAUACCGAGCAGCAAUGGAAACAUUAAGAGCACAGAUUAGUGGUGACUUUAUCCAGGAACCACGGCACAGCAGUACUGCUGCAGGGGAAUUCAUAAACAACAGACCAUACGAAAACAGCUGUUGAAACUAUGUGAAAAUAUUUCAGAUUAAGAAAUUUAUAGAGUACAUCUAUUAAAUACAUGGAUUAUUUGCACAUAUGAAUGAUGCAUACAGACAGGUGUAAUUCAAACAGCUAAAAACAUUCAACAGGGAUACUGCAGCACAACACACAUUUUUUUAAAGAAAUUAUUUUGAGGGGGCAGGCGCCACCCCUGGAGGGGGUAACUGCACAAGUUCUACUAAAAUACCCCCUUCCUUUUGGAAAUCUUUGCUUUUACAAGGAAAGUCUAUAAUUCUGGAUCAU